AUGGCGUCCAAUUUAAAUCAAGAUGAAUUGCCUGGACUAUCUGAUGUUAUUAGUGCUGACCCAGAGGUAAGACCUUCAGAAAUAAAUUUUGAUGCCAUUAAGCUUGAUCUCUCACAUAAAUUUUCCUUAGUUGCUUCGAACAAUGAGACAAGCAGUUUGGAACCCAUAGAUUAUCUCCAAGUUUAUCUUCGAGUGAGACCAUUCACACAAUCAGAAAAAGAACAUGAGACUCAGGGUUGUGUUUAUAGUUUAGACUCCCAGACUAUUAUGCUGAAAGAUCCUCAAAGCAUCCCUGGUAGGUUAAGUGAGAAAAGUUCUACGCAGAUGGCACAGAAAUUCGGUUUCUCUAAGGUUUUUGGCCCAGAAACUACACAGAAGGAAUUCUUCCGAGAUUGUACUCUGCAGCAAAUAAAAGACCUCUUGAAAGGAGAAAGUCGGCUGAUUUUUACUUAUGGGCUAACAAAUUCUGGAAAAACAUAUACUUUUCAGGGCACGAAAGAGAAUGUUGGCAUCCUACCUCGGACUUUGAAUGUACUAUUUGACACUCUUUGGGCAAGACUAUAUACGAAAAUGAAUCUUAAACCACAUAGAGCCAGAGAAUAUUUACAAUUGUCACCAGAUCAAGAGAAAGAAGAAGUUACUAGCAAAAGUGCAUUACUUCGGCAAAUUAAAGAGGCUGCUAUGCAUCAUGACAGUUAUGAUGCUCUUCAUGGGAGUUCGACGAACUCUUUGAGUACUUCAGAGUUUGAAGAAUUUAUGAAAGAUUGUGAACAGUCCUGCUUGAACAUGGAUGAUAGCAUAAAGUUUUCUAUUUGGAUUUCUUUCUUUGAGAUUUACAAUGAAUGUAUUUAUGAGUUGUUUGUUCCUGUAUCUUCUAAGCUCCUAAAGAGAAAGAUGCUACGCCUUUCUCAGGAUGUAAAGGGCUAUUCUUUUAUAAAAGAUCUACAUUGGAUUCAAGUGUGUGAUUCCAAAGAAGCAUACAAACUUUUAAAACUAGGAAUAAAGAAUCGGAGUGUUGCCUUUACUAAACUGAACAGUGCUUCAAGUAGAAGUCACAGCAUAUUUACUAUACGAAUAUUGCAGAUCAAAGAUUCUGAGAUGCCUCAUGUAACACAAGUCAGUGAACUGUCAUUGUGUGAUCUUGCUGGUUCAAAAAGAAGCAUGAAGACACAAAAUGAAGGUGAAAGGUUAAGAGAAACUGGGAACAUCAACACUUCUUUAUUGGCUCUGGGAAAGUGUAUUAAUGUUUUGAAAAAUAGUGAAAAGUCAAAGUUUCAACAUGUGCCUUUUAGGGAAAGUAAACUGACUCACUAUUUUCAAAGCUUUUUUAAUGGUAAAGGGAAAAUAUCUAUGAUUGUCAACAUCAGUCAGUGCUGUUUUGCCUAUGAUUAAACACUCAAUGUGUUGAAGUUCUGAGUCAUUGCACAAAAGGUUUGUGUUCCAGAGUCUUUAAAUUCCUCUCAAGAGAAAUAUUUUGGAUCUAUCAGAUCUUCUCAAGAUGUAUCACUAGACAUUAAUAAUUCAGAAAAUAAAGUAUUAAAUGUAAGAAGAUCCACUAUUGCAUGAGAUCUUCUAGAUGAAGAUUUGGUUGAAGAUCUAGAAAAAAAUGAAGAAAAGCCAAGUAUGGAAACUGAACUAACUGAUGACGAUCUAGAUAAAACAGUAGAGGAAGCCAAUAUAAAAAUAAAAGUAUCUGUAAUGCGUGAUGAAGAGAAAUUAAUGAGGGUUAAAAUUAAUGAACUGGAGAAAAAGAAAAACCAGGGUUCCCAGGAAAUAGAUAUGAAACAGCGAACCAUUCAGCAACUUACGGAGCAGUUAAAUAACCAAAAAGCAGAAGAAGCUAUUCAACAGUACGAGAAAGUAUGCAGAGAAUUGGAGAAAUUGAAAGAAAGGUACAAAGAUCUGGAAACCAAAAAAGAUCAAAGGUCAAAUAAAGAACUUAAGGAUAAUGAAGAUUCACUUAGUAAAAAGCUCAGUAAGCUUCAAGAUGAGUUACAGGUUUCCACACAACUUCCAUCUAAGAAAACUUAUUCUUUACAAAUUCAAGCCUACGAUGUUAGUAUUAGCUUGACUACUAAGGAAAAAGAAGAAACGUUACAGAAAUUUGGAGACUUCUUACAACAUUCACUAGCAAUUCUUCAGUCAAAAGCAAAGAAGAUAAUUGAAACAAUGAGUUCUUCAAAGCCCUCAACUGUAGAAGCAAGUAAAGAAAAUGAGUCUCGACCGAAACGGAAAUUGCGCACACAGGAAAUUAAAUCUCCUGUUGAUAUAUCUGUCCAAGUGAUUGUGAUGAACCGGAAAGUGAUUGUGAGAUUCUUAAGCGAUGACUUCGAGCUAAAAUAG
Messenger RNA from Sorex fumeus (smoky shrew), 2343 nucleotides. RefSeq names its product kinesin-like protein KIF20B. The record is from RefSeq and is a predicted model, not a curated record. NCBI's taxonomy places the organism in Eukaryota, Metazoa, Chordata, Mammalia, Eulipotyphla, Soricidae. The transcript is spliced from 19 exons. Gene Ontology annotation, molecular function: plus-end-directed microtubule motor activity; ATP binding; microtubule binding. Gene Ontology annotation, cellular component: nucleus; spindle microtubule. Gene Ontology annotation, biological process: mitotic spindle assembly; microtubule-based movement.